This is a messenger RNA of Bactrocera oleae (olive fruit fly), 3487 nucleotides long. RefSeq names its product empty spiracles (gene ems). Gene Ontology annotation, cellular component: nucleus. NCBI's taxonomy places the organism in Eukaryota, Metazoa, Arthropoda, Insecta, Diptera, Tephritidae. Gene Ontology annotation, biological process: regulation of transcription by RNA polymerase II; central nervous system development; neuron differentiation. The record is from RefSeq and is a predicted model, not a curated record. Gene Ontology annotation, molecular function: RNA polymerase II cis-regulatory region sequence-specific DNA binding; DNA-binding transcription factor activity, RNA polymerase II-specific.
AACGGCGGCAGCAACAACACGGAAGCCAUAUGCAGAAAACAGAAAGCGGCGAUUGCGAGCGUAAAAUCGGCAUAUUUAGUUGGGUAACGCCCUCCAAUAGCCGGCUAGUGUUGGGAAAAUAGAAUAGCCACUUUACGGUAGCGCAGCGAAUGCGAAAAGGUAAAUAUUGAUUGAGCGAGCAGGAGCAAUGGAUAGUGUUAUGAUAUAUCUUACUCUGUCGUGUACAUAAAAAUGUAUCUGUCAGAUAAAAUCCACAACGGCUUGGGAAUCAGGCUUGCCACUGCGCUUAUGUAAACCGUGAAGCAGGCAUGGGCACAGGGGUUGCUUUGGUACUGCCCACUCGAAGCCAUUCGCUGCGCUCGAGUAAGAACAAGCAAUUCAAACGCACAUGGCCACAAACGUAUCUAAAGAUAUAUAUCUGAACACAUGCUUGUCAAUAUUUACCUUCUUGCUCACAUUGGCAAUAGGCGAGUGCCUUUUAUGCUUAACCGGUUGUACUGGUUUGCCAGUGGGUUUCGUAUUUGAUGAGUGCGUGUGUUUGGACUGCUGGCUGUGUGUGUGUUGGAAGAGAAAAAACAAGGCAUUGUGAGAGAGCGCGCACUGGCCAAGAGCUCGAGUGGAGUGAUGCCCUGGCACUUGGUGCGGCAGCGGUGCACGGUUGAGGAUUAUUCUGACAGCGACUGUCGUAGAGUGAACACCUUAAGUGCGCGUUGAAAAGAGUCGUAGCAAAAUAAUAACAGAAGCGAAAAUUAUAAUAGACAUGUUUCUGAUUCGAACGGUUUCGUGAAUUACAAAAUACUGUGUGCAAUUGUAAUUGUCUACCUAAAAAGACAUGUGUUUACAUUAGCAGCGCGUUAUGUGCAGUAACAUCUAAAAAAAUAAAAUAAAACAGUGAAGUGUUGAUACUAUCCAAUGAAAAAGUGAGAUAAAAUCACUUUUAAUAAAAACAAAUUGGCUCACAUUUGCCAAUAGCAGUGAUAAAAAUAAAAAACAAUUGGUUUUAAACUGUGCCCUUAAACAAUUUGGAAAUUAUCGCGACCUCGAUACCACCAACUGCUAAGUUUGUGUUAGUUUGGGUUCUCCAGUAGCCGCGAAAAAACGUUUAUUUAUGACUAAAAUGAUUCCGCCGCUGCCCACAUCAGCCGUUCUAAUGCCUACGCCAAAGCAGAAGAUCGGCUUUAGCAUCGAAUCUAUUGUGGGCAAUAAUUCCGCAGUGUCGCCGACACAAAGUGCCGUCGGCAGUAAUGAGCUUUCUGGCGAGCAACUAAAUGUUUCAAACACGACAAAUGCCCGUAGUGCACCCAGCUCUCCACCUCAGACUCCACCCGCUGCGUCCCACACGGCUGGCGCUACACAUGCCUCGAGCGCAUCAGUUUUGUCGGUGCUGCCGCUAACACAGCACUCCCACCCACAUAAUAUGCAUACACACUUGCCUCCGCAUUUGUCGCCCGCGCAGCAGCAUGCCCUUCAGCAGCAUCUACUGUUACAACAUCACCAACAGCAGCAGCAACAACAAAUAUCGCCCAUUAGUAGCGCACCCAUGCGGCAGGACAUACAAGAUAUUAUUCAGCGCUUGCAUAGUUCAGCUGCCGCUGCCGCCGCUGCCAAUUUGAGCAUACAUUCUGCUAGCCCCUACAGUCCUCCGCCACUGACACAAACCCGCCUUUCAUCGCCUGAAGAUGGGUCUGCUGUUCCACAUAUGUUGCACCUUAAACGUGAACGUUCACCAUUACCGCCGGCCGGUGAACAAGCUCAACAUCCCGCCCAACGUCAGCAACCUAAUCAGCAACACCCUCCACCACCGCAUACACCACCCAAAUCAGUCUCACCUUCGUCAUCGCAUCCUUCAUCCCCACCUGCCAUGUUGCCUGGAAGUCCUGCCUCGUUGCCCACAGCUACACAACAAGUUCCGCCUCAGCUGACAACGACACAAUACGCAAAACCAUCAACUGCGCUGGGUUCAGGCCCAGGCCCUAUGCUUAUGCCUGGAAUGCCGCAUGCUCCCGGUUUGGUGCGACCAUUUCCUGUGAUUGGACCAAGCGGUAUUGUACAGCCUCCACAGCAAGGUAUGCCCGAUAUAAAAGCGCUGCCGCCAUAUAUCAAUGCACCGCCGCCAGAAUUACCUCCUCAGCAUAAUCCACACUUAAUCGCCGCCGCACAAUUUCAAAUGGCCGCCGCUCUUCAGGCUGGCCACGUUUUGGGUGGUGGCUUACCUCCACACGCCGCGCCAUUCAUGACUAGUCCUGGCAUGCCGCGCGACAGCUAUCCACUGUAUCCAUGGCUAUUGAGCCGACAUGGCCGCAUAUUUCCACACCGCUUUCCAGGAAAUUUCUUGCUCCAACCUUUUCGUAAACCAAAACGCAUACGCACCGCAUUUUCGCCCUCGCAGCUACUGAAGCUCGAGCACGCAUUCGAGAGCAACCAGUACGUCGUUGGCGCUGAACGCAAGGCGCUCGCCCAAUCUCUCAAUCUAUCCGAGACACAAGUUAAAGUGUGGUUCCAGAACCGCCGCACCAAACAUAAGCGCAUGCAACAAGAGGACGACAAAGGCGAUGGCUCACAUUCCGAUCGCAGCCGCAAUCCGGCUAGCUGUGAUGAGGAUGACGAUGAUGAGCUGAUAGACAUGGAAAUGGAUGAUUGCCCGAGCGACGAGGAGCACGAGCUCGACACGAGCCAUUGAAAGACAUUUGGCUUCCGGGCGAAAAGAAAUAGCGAAACGAGUGUAAAUAGCGGGAGUUCAUAAGAGCUACGAGCAGAAUGCAUGGAUAUGAGAGUUCCUUAAUUUAUUACCAGAAGAAUCAUGAAUUCGUUUGUGUGUGAGUGUAUGUAUGCGCCAGGCAAAACCGUUGCGGGCAAACGACGAAAACUAUGUGAUAUAAACUUAAAUUGUAUGAUUUUAGGCAAAUGAUGAAACUUAAUUAACGCCAUUAAAUAACAGGUAUAAAUACUGAUAGUUAGUGAAAAGUGUUUGUACAAACUAUAUGUCGCUUUUAAGAAACCUGACAAGCGAAUGCACAUACGUAUGUGUAUGUAUUUGAAUCAAAAUAGAAAUAUUCAAUGACUCCAAGUAUUAAUAAGGCCCACCAUCGAACUAAUAAUAAAAUCAAAUUAAAUAUGGGAUCAGUGCGAUGGUAGCUACCUUCUCCAGGACGUGCCAAAUUUAUGAGAGAUGUCAGAUUUGUAAGAUUUGUCACGUUCAAACUUUUCGCAACAAAAUGAUCGCUCGCUUAAAUGACGAUGAAACAAAAAUGUACUUACUACUUAUGUACUUCUUAAAGGGCGGAGCAUUAUUGUACUUGAAAACUUUAUUUAUUUAAUUUUAUUUGUUUAUGAUUUUAAUAACAAAAGUCUUAAUUGGUAUCGCAUCUAAGUGUAGAAAGCAGUAGUUUGUAUAUUAUUAAAUAGUUUUAAGUACGGUAAUUGAUAAUGCAGAGAGAGAAAAGAGUUAAGAAAUAAAAAACCAAACAACUAGAAAAUCAUUAUAAAA